AUGGCCGACAACAACCCUCAAGACAAGCAGACGCUUGUGACAAACUUCUGCAGUGCAUCCGGUGCCGGUGAAGAGACGGCACGUUCCCUCGCCCUGCAGUAUCUCGAGGCACACAACUGGGACUACAUCUCGGCAUGCAACAGCUUCUUUGCAGAUGAGGAUGACGAGAAUGAGGCGGAUCAAAACCAGCCCUACACUGGUCCCCGGACCCUCGGUGGUCUCCCGGCUCCCCAGCCGGAAGGUCACCCAGCCGCCAGCACGUCCUCACACAAGAAACGAGGUGUGGCAACGCUCGGCUCCCUGGGCGCAAGCUCUCGCGCGCGCGACGACGGCGACGACGACGACGGCAAUGAGGAAGACGAAAGUCGAGGAAACCUGUUUGCCGGGGGCGAGAAGUCGGGGCUCGCAGUGCAAGACCCUCGUCGAGAGGGCGGCGGGCCACGGAGCAUCAUCAACGACAUUCUCGCCAAAGCCAAAGCAAACACAACCCGACCCGACGAGACGGCGGAGGCCGGCCCUUCCAGCGCCUCCCGCUUCCGGGGCACCGGCGUCACGCUCGGCGGCGACGGUACCGAGAGUCGAAGCAUUCCCGACCCUCUGGGCCCGGCUCGCGCGGCGGCCGGCGGGCCUCAAGAGCGCGUGCUGCACAUCUGGCAGGACGGCUUCAGCGUCGACGACGGCGAGCUCCGGCGUUUCGACGACCCGGCGAACCAGGCGGAUCUGGCCAUGAUCCGCUCAGGCCGGGCCCCUCUCCACCUCAUGGGCGUCGAGCACGACCAGCCUGUGGACGUGAAGCUUCACCAGCACGACACGCCGUACACGGCCCAGCCGAAGAAGUACAAGCCUUUUGGCGGAUCCGGACAGCGACUCGGCAGCCCCGUGCCCGGUGCCGGAAGCGGACAGACGGCGGCGAGCACUUUGGCCGCCAGCUCGAGCACCGCGCCCGCUGCUGCAUCGGCGCCGGCCGUCGCCGCGCCGGUGGUUGACAGCACGCAGCCGACGACGAUGAUUCGCAUCCAAAUGCCGGACGGCACGCGGCUCCCCGCUCGCUUCAACACGACCCACACGGUCGGAGACGUGUACGACUUUGUUCAGGGCGCAUCGGCGGAAACGCGCAACCGAAGCUGGAUGCUCGUGACGACAUUCCCAAACAAGGAGCACGCGGACAAGAGGCUGGUCCUGGGCAGCGUGCCCGAGUUCAAGAAGGGCGGAACGGCCAUGGUGAAAUGGGUGUAG
Drechmeria coniospora is the source of this 1236-nucleotide messenger RNA. Its product is annotated as UBX domain-containing protein. The transcript is spliced from 3 exons. Gene Ontology annotation, cellular component: nucleus; cytosol. Bases 1 to 1236 code for a protein of 411 amino acids. Gene Ontology annotation, molecular function: ubiquitin binding. Gene Ontology annotation, biological process: Golgi organization; proteasome-mediated ubiquitin-dependent protein catabolic process; autophagosome assembly. The record is from RefSeq and is a predicted model, not a curated record. Lineage: Eukaryota; Fungi; Ascomycota; Sordariomycetes; Hypocreales; Ophiocordycipitaceae.